AUGAAGUUGUACAGACAUAUAGAUUCUACUAUGUACAAAUGGAUCGUGUCGACACAACGUGACUUAGCAAAUGGGAACGUCUUCUUUUUCCAGAUAAUCGACGACACGGAUCGUUCAAACCUGUUCGCCAACCAUUACUUUAACAUCACAGACGGUGACGCCACAACUGCAACGACCACUUCCUCCCUCUCCUCAUCAUCAUUUCCAACGCCGGUAUCUUCAUUGCUCCCAUCGACCGCCAUCUCAACCACAGCAUCGUCGUCAGAUUCUAGCAGCGAAACCGGCGGCUUACAACCACAGCAAAAGUGGGAAUCGGCGUUGGUGUUGGUCUCGGAGGCGCGUUUUUCAUCGCCAUUGCCGGUACGAUAUGGUAUUUCCGUCGGUGUGCAUUAA
Messenger RNA from Aspergillus glaucus CBS 516.65, 393 nucleotides. RefSeq lists its product as uncharacterized. NCBI's taxonomy places the organism in Eukaryota, Fungi, Ascomycota, Eurotiomycetes, Eurotiales, Aspergillaceae. The record is from RefSeq and is a predicted model, not a curated record. The transcript has 2 exons. The coding region runs from base 1 to 393 and encodes 130 amino acids.